ACCCCCCACUCGAUCCAACUUGCCUCCCUCGCGUCCCUACAACCUCUUCACCGGGCCAAAAGCAAAUAGAUAGCUAGAGAGGAGGAGGCAUGAAACCUCCGUCGAGUCUUCACCACCUACACCAUGCUCCCCCAUGAACCUCAUGAGGUGUAGUGUACAUUCAUGAUUUCGGUCCUCGCAAUAAAUUUCAACUGCAACAUGCUUACCAGAUUUAUAGUCAAUAAAAGCCCUUGAGACCUCCUACGGAUCGAUCACCACUCAUCGCAGCCUCCUCUGUUCUCUCGUUGGAUAAAACCACGAUCGGUUCUGUGUAGCCGUGUCUCCUGCCAAAUAGCUUAGCCAUGGAAGGUGGUUGUGUCGAAGAGGUAUCGAGCGACUCGGAGAAGCGGCUGCAGGUGGCGCCGCAGCAUUUUGUGACCGAGGUCCUACAGCGCAUGGGCAGCGGCGUCAGCGUGGUGCUCGACCCCACUCCGGAGGGCGGGAUGAAGGCUGAGUCCAGGAAGCUGCCAUCGUCUCGGUACAAGGGCGUCGUCCCCCAGCUGAAUGGCCGGUGGGGCGCCCAGAUCUACGAGAGGACCCGGCGGGUGUGGCUCGGCACCUUCAGCGACGAGGCGGAGGCUGCAAGGGCCUACGACGUCGCCGCGCAGCGGUUCCGCGGCCAGGACGCGACCACCAACUUCCAUCCCCUGUCGGAGACCCACGACGACGAGGCGGCCGAGCUUACCUUCCUCUUGGCGCACUCCAAGGCGGAGAUCGUGGACAUGCUGCGCAAGCAUACGUACGGCGAAGAACUGGAGCAGAGCAAGCGAGACGCACGGGAUGGCCGGGGCGCCAUUGCAGGCAAGAGGAGGACGCCGAACGACCUGCGAUCGGUUCGCGACCUUCUGUUCGAAAAGGUGGUGACGCCGAGCGACGUCGGGAAGCUGAACAGGCUCGUGAUACCGAAGCAUCACGCCGAGAAGCACUUCCCAUCGAAGAGCAGCAGCAGCAUGGCGUGCAAGGGCGUGCUGUUCAACUACGAGGACGCCGGUGGCAAGGUUUGGAGGUUUCGGUACUCGUACUGGAAGAGCAGCCAGAGCUACGUGCUAACGAAAGGGUGGAGCCGGUUUGUGAAGGAGAAGAACCUAAAGGCCGGGGAUGUGGUUAGCUUCUGGCGAUCCACCGGGCCGGAGAAGCGGAUGUACAUCGACCGGAGGGCCGGGGGAGUCGUGUGCGAUCGCAGCGCGCCACCCGCCAUCGGGCAGCUUCCCGUGGUCAAGCUGUUCGGUGUGGACAUAUCAGAAUUGCCAGCGAGCGGCGGCGAUGCCAAAAGAGGAAGAGAGAUGGAAUUGUUUCCACCAUCACAGUUCUUCGAGAGGCAAUUCAUAGAAGCUUUGUAAAUCCGUCGAUGCUUUUCGUUUUCUUCUUUCUGUUCUGAUCCCUUUUGCUAUUGGUUUCAUGAAGUGUGCUUGUAAAGCAGACACCACAGGAAGAAACCAUGUAUGUCGUGUGCUACUUGUUGUUGUAUCAGUAAAGUUGGGUAGGUUUCAUUAGCUAAUAGGCAAUUCAUAUGAAGUUUCUUAUGUGGACAUCUGUUAGUAUAAAUCAACGAGUUGGAAAAGCAGAAGUGGAGUUAUA
Molecule: messenger RNA, 1617 nt
Organism: Musa acuminata subsp. malaccensis (wild Malaysian banana)
Lineage: Eukaryota; Viridiplantae; Streptophyta; Magnoliopsida; Zingiberales; Musaceae
Product: AP2/ERF and B3 domain-containing transcription repressor RAV2-like
Biological process (GO): regulation of DNA-templated transcription
Molecular function (GO): DNA-binding transcription factor activity; DNA binding
Source: RefSeq, a predicted model, not a curated record